AUGCUGAAGACGUCUCCCGCUUUGUCUGCCAAUGCUUCGCCAAAUACCUUUCGAUAUGCGACCUCCUCUCCUCAACACUCCUCAAAGCCUUCGCCAGCUCUCCGGCGGCGGCCUUCUUCUCGCUCCAACGCUUCGCCUUCCGCCGACGCCAUGAAGUCCUCUCCAAUACAACGUCCGAGACAAUACGUCGCAAAUGACUCUGGCAUACACGGGUCCCCCGCAGAGGCUCAGCGACCACCGUCAUCACUCUCUCAAAAGGUCUCUGCGCAUUCUUCGCAAUCGCCUCAUCCUGCUGCCGCCCCCUCACGGCCUCCCCAGGAUCCCGUCGUGCAACCAGACUCAGCUCCAAGCGGGGUGUCACCAACUAAACGUCGAAGCUCUCCCGCCCCGAUCAACUCAGAAGCCACUGCCGCUGGAAGUUCAUCGCAACAAACAACUAAACGCCCGAAACCUGAUACGCCACCACCAAAAGUACUGCCGGAUCGCUAUGAGCUCUGCGCCAUUGAGGAUAUAGUAGAACUGGUUGCGCAUAUGCUGGCCGAGUUGAUCGCUACAAAUGACGCCAUCCGGAUAUCGAAUGGUGGCUUGACACGCUUUCACUCAAGAACAGCACCUGGAAUCUCUGUUCGAGAUUACCUCCACCGUUUGGCUAGGCAUGCGACAUUAACACCGCCACUUCUGCUGGCCAUGGUUUAUUAUAUUGAUCGAUUAUGCGCCAUGUAUCCGGAAUUCACUAUCAAUACGUUAACUGUGCAUCGGUUCCUGAUCACUGCUGCCACAGUUGCUGCCAAGGGGUUAUCAGACUCUUUCUGGAACAAUACCACUUAUGCCAGGGUUGGUGGAGUUCGGGUGGCAGAACUAAAACUACUAGAACUAGAAUUCCUCUAUCGUGUGGAUUGGAAAAUAGUCCCAAACCCUGAAGUCCUCGUGGCAUAUUUUAAAGGCCUAGUGGAACGAACACCAGGAUAUGUUCUGGAGUCAGAUGGUUCAGAAGACGAGGAUGAGGACGAGGACGAUGAUGCUGACGACGGAGAAAACGCCGACCUUAACGGUUAA
Molecule: messenger RNA, 1056 nt
Organism: Fusarium sp. VM40
Lineage: Eukaryota; Fungi; Ascomycota; Sordariomycetes; Hypocreales; Nectriaceae
Source: the annotation of a GenBank genome assembly